Messenger RNA from Haliotis rubra (blacklip abalone), 4694 nucleotides. RefSeq names its product codanin-1-like. NCBI's taxonomy places the organism in Eukaryota, Metazoa, Mollusca, Gastropoda, Lepetellida, Haliotidae. The coding region runs from base 9 to 4661 and encodes 1550 amino acids. The record is from RefSeq and is a predicted model, not a curated record. Gene Ontology annotation, biological process: chromatin organization. The transcript is spliced from 28 exons. Gene Ontology annotation, cellular component: nucleus.
UAAUCAAAAUGGCUACCGUGCUUCAGCUUCUGCUGAAUAAUCAAGUGUCGGCAGAAGCACUCGUUACCUGGCUGAAGAACAAAUCUGACGCUGAUGAACUUCCAGGAGGAAUUGAAAGCACAGACAACCUUCGAACUGAAUUCAUUGCAUUUUUCUUAAACUUUCUGCGGGACCAAACUUUACAUCUUCUACAGAAUGCAAAAUCUAGUAACACAUCACCAGUUAAAACCCCAAGCUCCCACAAAGUGGAGACACCAGUACAAAAGCGAGCAAGUUCAAGUACAAAAAGAGUUCAGUUAUUUUCAGAAAGUCCUGCUGAUUGCUUGCGACCAGACAUUGAUCAUGUUAGUCCCCUUUUCUCUCCCAACUCUUCAGUUGAUUCUGCCCAUAUCUAUCAUCGUACUGGUGGUAGUGACAGAAUGUCUCAUAAUGACUAUCAUCACAGAAAACGAUGGGAUGGCGACACCCCAAAUAGACGUCGAUCCUCAUCGUCUCAAACUCCUGAAGCUCAACGUACGAAACAGAAGCUGAGUCUGGGUGAAUUUCUCCUGACACCAGAAUCUGGAAACUCAAGAAGACGACGAUCUCCCUAUUCAUCCCGAGAAGCUUCCCCAUCUCCAACUGCCCAGCCCCCCAAUCGCAGAGCCCCAGGGAGGAGGAAAGGGGGAUCGCCCCUCAUCAGAAGUAAUGAGGAUGCAAGAGAAAAAAGUUCUCCUGUUUUCAGCCUCGUCAACAUGAAUGAUUUUCCUCCAGUUGGAACAGCUGAUGAAAAACGAGAAAAAAGUGAUACCAAAAGUGGCCCAAGUAAAUCUCCUGAAGCAUCCAACCCUCGAAGAAUAGCUCUAACCCCUGUGGCCAAGGUGCCCCAAGAACCAGGGUUAUCUCCCUUUGCACAAGCUGUAGCUUCGGCUGAAUGCAUUGAUGCUGUCGGGGGAGGUGGUGACAGUUCAGGACCAAAAUGUGAACUUCCCAAAAAGAUAGCAGAAAAAUCUUGUGUCAGAUCUUCUGAAAAACGAAAACCACGGCGAAUUAAUCCCACUCCAGUGACGAGGCUUUCCAAUCAGGGAUCAUCGUCUCCCUUCUCUGUGUCUGUGAUGGAAGUGUCGCCCCCUGUGAAAGCUUCGGGGGAUGCAUGGAGUUGCAAAACUACCCAGCAUACACUUGUUGAAGAGAGGGAGCUACUCCGGCAAGAAAAGCUUCGUCGACAGAAAUUGAUGGAAAACGAUCCAUGCGCUUCUCCAAAAUCUGCCAAGGACCACGAUUCCGUUCCUUGUGUGACUCCAACCAAGACUGUCCUAGAGAGGAAAGCCAGUCAUAUAGAAUAUGUCCAUGCUGAUCCCAGUCAGGUGACGCACCGACAUGCUCUUGAUGUCAUGGCGAAUCUCUAUUCCAGGGCAUUGUCAGAUCAUCUCUUUCCCAACCUGACGGUGGAGCUGUAUUUCCUCACCCAGCUUCUCACCUCAGUGGGUGAGGAGGUCCAGGAAGACAAGGAUGUCAGUCAGGAGUCAGAUGAAGUGAAGUACUUCUCCUCAGUACACAAUGCUGUGUACUUUGCCAUCACUAUCAUGGAGAAACAGGUCAGAAUACUGAGUCAGUUGGACAAGAGUACUCUGAGGUUCCUGUCAGACAACACCAGAAUCACUGAGUUCUCCCCUAAUCUUCAACAUCAGCUAAGAGAGGCAUACGACAAGGCCAACACUGCCAGGAGUAUCCUGUCAUUCCCAAGGUCACCAAUAGGUGGCGUGUCAUUUCAGGCUGACACUGACAACAGGAAGAGUUUUCCCAAUGAUAAAUGCUUCCAUCAGUUCAAAAAACAAAGGGACGUAUUCUACGAACUGAUACGUGACUGGGAAGACAAACGCCAAAAUACUGGCUGGUCACUGGUGGAUGUUCAUGGGGAACGGAUCCGUUGGUUGGUUACAUUCCGCACAGAUCUUACCAAUCAUCUUCAUUUUGCCCGCCUCUUCCUAUCGCAGCUUAUUGUGAUGUGCAAAGGUGACAAGUCAGUGAGGUCUGACGGGGAGGAUGAAACAGUCACACUGCUCACGCAACUCAAGAGGACAAACCCAGAAAAAUUUAAGAAACUACAGGAGCGUUUCAUCAAACCCUUCAGUCUGGGUGGCCCAUGUCCAACACCAAGUUUUACAGGGUACCAGGAGUUUUUCCGGGAUUUCAUCACGGCUGCUGGCAAUGCUGUCUUCAACCAGCAUCUCACUAACACCCUUGUUGCCAAGGUUACUGAGCUGAACAGUACUGAGUUUGGAACUCCUGGCAGUGUUCGCGCCAAGUCGACCAGCUCCGAGACUGAGGAAGAGGAGGAUCAACAUGAGUUGUUUGCUUCCUGUUUGAUGACACUGCGGCUUCUGGGGAAAUUCCUGGGAUUUCUAACAUUCCUGCCAUACCAGACCACGGAACCACUGCCAGACUCCAUGAGGGUCAGCUAUGCUGCUCACAGGAACACAAUUCCAUCUCCUCUGGACUUUGUUGCCACAGUACAUUGUGCCGUCACCUGCCGGAGACUUGUCUUCACCAUUCCAUGGCUGGUGGAGUUUGCCUCCCAGAUGGACCCUCUAGCCCCCACAGUGCCAGUGUACCAGGGCUUCCUCUCCUGUCUUAGACAUGUUCUCAGCAUAGCCUGGGAGAGAGCAUCCACAAACAAGUGUUUCUAUGGAAAUCUGAUGGUGGUCGUGUUGAUAAGCUGGCUGUUUGAUACUCCAAUGAUGCCUGAUGGACUGUUCUUCAAGGAAGUAAGUGAAGAGGAACAUGGGACCGACAGGGGAGACACCAUACAACUCCUACCUCUGGAUGACCUUGACCUUGUGUCUCAGGAUCUGCUGUACACAUGUUGCCCUUAUGUUGCUGAGAUGCGCAACUUGAUGAUGGAGUUUGCUGUGGGGACCAACACUCGAGGUACCAUCAGGAAGAUCACCCCUACGGCUGCCAACACGGGGCAGACGGCAACAUUCACACAGAAACAGCUGCAGACUCAGCUAGAAGAGAAUUUCUUCCACAACCACCCGUCCUCUCUCAAACGUACUGUGGAGUUUGUAGGGGAGAGAACUGCAUCCAACUUCAUCAAACUGUUCCGAAGCUCCAUCCUCCCGAAGCAGCUGAUGGCAGCUAAAAUGAAGGUCAAGGACCUGAAGGAAAGACUAAAACUCCUGGACCAGGACAAGAGAAAAAUUGGUCUGCAGUCGGAGGAGGUGAACAGACUGGUGCCGCACAUCUACACUGAUCUCAAGACACUGGUCAAUGAGGAACAGAGAGAAUUUUGUCAGAAGAAAACACUGGCUGCACUGAAGCUGCUGUUGCCCGAGGAACAGUCAAGUUCAGUGGUUGCCAUGGCAGCAGAUAUCUCAAGUCAUCAAGCAGAAAGUCGAAUCACACAUUGGAUCAGCACCAAUAUCACUCUAGGUAUGAUCCAAACUGAACUUACAGGAUCCAGCAGCCGGAUCCUCUGUACCCACCUGUUGCUAGGCAACCAUAAUUCCCAGACUGACCCUGCCACAGAGAAGGCAGACAUCAGUCGACACAAGGAGAAUGCUCGUGGUCUGUCUGACAUCAUCUGUGACAUCAAGGAUAUGAUAAGAUGUCUACUGCUGUCCACCUCCACCCAGUUUGACCUGCCCAGCUGUCUGGACCUGCUUUCUGAGUCGAACACAGCCCUGGUGGAGAGACAGGAUCUUGUGCCACUUGUUGUCAAAUCCUUAGCUCAACUGAUCUUCAACCUAGCUCUCACAGCUGUGCUUGAACGGCCAGGGACUGUGUCUACAGACAUCUGUACAAGGUGCAUCAGUUUGUGGAAGCUACAGCUGGGAAAGGAGACAGAGUUUGAUGGGUUGUGUUACGCCAGAGUCAUCAACGGCUUGUCCAAAAGUCACAAAUCGCAGCAUGUCAGGUCCUGCUACACACAGUUUGUCAUUGCUCUCUUGGAGGAGAAGAUUAUCGAGCCAGCCACUUUCAGGGAUGCUUGCCAUAGGGUUAUCAAGAUCUCACAGUCAGCUAAUCUGGACUUGGUGCCUCUAGGACAGGUGGUUGGGGACAUUUUUCAGCAUUUCCACAAAACAGAAGCCAUGACUUCCUGCUUUUGUAAAACUCUGGAACGGCUGUUUCACAUCUCUGCUGAGGGCUCCCAACUUGCAAGGACAAUUCUACCCCUGCUGGACAAGUAUGUCCCAUUGAAGGGGGAGGAGGAUACGAAGCAUCCAGACAAAGAACCUCGAGAGAUUGAGGGAGGAGAAAAUGAUGUGUUCCUGGUCAACAAACGGGAUCGUGUUCCUGGUGAUGCUGUUCAUCUCCAGGAUCAGCCUGGUCAAAGGAAGGGCAUGGGGGCAGAUCAUGUCACAGAUGCUGAUUACGUAACAGAUGCAGAUUGUGUCACAGAUGCAGAUUGUGUCACAGAUGCAGUAGAGUUGUUAGAGAACAAUUCUCAGUGUGACAGUGUGGAAGAAAGUGAUUCUAACACAGGACAUUCAGGAAAUACAACAAAGAAACUCAUACAAUUGACAACAGGGAAAAAUCAUGUUGAAGCGGUGAAAUUUGUAAAACAAGUAUCAUCGGGGAUCUCUGAAUCUCAAGACGAGAAUGCAAACAGAAGUAAAGGUGCAAAGGGACAGAGUCUGAAAACUGAUACACCCAGCCACUGUCUGGAAACAUCUUAACCCCAUGUUGCUUGUAGAAUAUGAAAUCUUAUA